GCUUUCCAGUUUCCAGUAUACUCUGGCGGAGAAAAAGCAUGCAACACGAAGUCACAGGCCAAUCGCCGGACUCAAAAUCGCUGACUUCGCUGGUAGAGUCGGUUGGUUGAGGCAGGAAUGAUCGAAGCUCCUCCACCACUCCAACAACGAGCAUCGCAGCCGCCGCCGCCCCUUCCAUCCGCCGUUGAUCGAACCCUCACCUUAAUUCCAGGUCUCCCUAACGACGUCGCUGCCUUCAUCCUCUCCUUCGUCCCAUAUUCCCAUCAUGCCCGCCUCAAGCCUACCUGCAAAUCAUGGAAACUCUUCCUAUCCUCCCCCACUCUAACUUCUCUCCGCCAUCACCACCGUCAUCUCUCCCACCUUCUCUGUAUCUUUCCCCAGGACCCUUCCAUUGCUUCCCCUUUCCUCUUUGACCCCCAUUCUCUUGCUUGGCGCCCUCUCCCCACUAUGCCCUGUAAUCCCCAUGUCUAUGGCCUCUGUAACUUCACCUCAAUUUCAAUAGGGCCCCACCUCUAUGUACUCGGAGGGUCCCUUUUCGACACCCGAUCGUUUCCCAUGGAUCGUCCCUCGCCCACUUCGUCGACUUUCCGUUUCAAUUUCCAUGAUUUCUCGUGGGAGCGCCUUGCCUCCAUGCUCACGCCCCGCGGCAGUUUCGCCUGCGUGGCACUGCCUGAUUCCGGCCAGAUUUUGGUGGCUGGCGGUGGGUCGAGGCAUACCAUGUUUGCCGCUGCCGGAAAUCGAACACGCUCUGUGGAAAUGUAUGACAUUAGCAAGGACGAGUGGGUUGCUAUGGAUGGAUUGCCGAGCUUUCGAGCCGGAUGUGUUGGUUUUCUUGUUGGGAAUGAGUCAGAGGAUAGGAGGGAGUUCUGGGUGGUGGGUGGAUAUGGUGCUUCCAGAACCAUUUCUGGGAUUUUUCCAGUGGAUGAGUACUGCAGGGAUGCAGCGGUGAUGGAAUUGAAGAAUGGAAGUGGUCGUGGCCAGUGGAGAGAAGUUGGGAAUAUCUGGAGAGAAGGGGAGAGGAUGAGAUUUGGAAAAAUUGUUGUGGUCGAGAACGAGAAUGGAGGCUGUCCAGGAGUCUUCAUGCUAGAUAGGGAUGAAAUAUUAAGAUAUGAUGUGCCUUCAAGUUAUUGGCUCUUCGAGUCACGCGUACCGAGAAAAGCUCCUUGCAACUCUUCAUUGGGUUUUGUGGUAUUAGAUGGGGAGCUGUAUGUAAUGACGAAUUUAAAUGCUGUGGAUGUGGCGGGACCUCGAAGGAACAGGCGACAUAAGCGAGGAGGGACACUUUACUUUCAAAUCUAUCAUCCAAAGAAGAAGAUGUGGAGAUCUCUUGUCACAAAAUCGCCUUUUGAUUACCCUGUAGACAUUAAUGCUGCUGUUUUGAGCUCAGUUACUCUGUGAUGGUGCCACUGAUUUGUACGGUUUAGGAAUCACCGCAAAAAUUAUAGUGGGUUUAUAUCAUUGGACCCGCAUGUUUCCCUGUUGAUGGCUUAUUAUUUACUGUAUAGACAUCUUGAGUCUUGACUAGUAUGUUGUUCAUUUUGAUUUGAUGUGUGAUUAUCAGAAUGUGUAUAUAGACUACAGGCUACAUAAUGUAUCAAUUGUCGCUGAAAGGAUGCAAAUUUGUAAUGGUUGAAGUAGGGAUUUAUUAUUGUAUAGAAAGAAUGUUGCUUGAUUU
Messenger RNA from Prosopis cineraria, 1675 nucleotides. RefSeq names its product F-box/kelch-repeat protein OR23-like. The record is from RefSeq and is a predicted model, not a curated record. The transcript has 2 exons. Gene Ontology annotation, molecular function: protein binding. Bases 118 to 1398 code for a protein of 426 amino acids. Lineage: Eukaryota; Viridiplantae; Streptophyta; Magnoliopsida; Fabales; Fabaceae.